AUGGCUGCCGCGGCGAGGGCCGUGCUGGGACUGAGCUUGUGCUUGUGCUUGUGCCUGUGCCUCUGCCUAUGUCAGGUCCAGAAAGCGCCUUUGAUGAUGAACAGAGCCAUUCAGAAUCUACUGCAGAUUUACAAGAUUCCGCCCAAAGAACGUUUUAACGGCCAGCCCGUCUUCUCCAGGGAACUUUUGGCCACCAAGAUGGAGGCCAAAGACGUGCUGAUGUCGGCGGUUCUGCGGACGUACGAAGAACUGCUGGCGCACAUGAUCCGUAUGUCGCCCGCCCCGACCGCCGGCGGAAGCGUCGCCGAGGGCGAAGCGGAUCCGAGCGCCGACCUGAGCUACCUACUGAAGCGUGUGCAGGAUCUGAGGAAGUACCGGUACCAGGAGCCAGACCGACUUCUAGAAGGCCUUCGCAAGAUCCAACAAGUUCAGUUGGACAACCUGGUGGUCCAGAGCAAAGCAUUGUGGGAGCUCCCUUCGCUCUACAGUGACGCCAGCUCACUGGCCGAUAGCGCCCGCGCGGGAAGGCUUCGGCGAAGACGGGCGAACGUGAAAGCUCGCCGGGCUAGGACUUGA
Molecule: messenger RNA, 576 nt
Organism: Nerophis lumbriciformis (worm pipefish)
Lineage: Eukaryota; Metazoa; Chordata; Actinopteri; Syngnathiformes; Syngnathidae
Source: RefSeq, a predicted model, not a curated record